Molecule: messenger RNA, 3695 nt
Organism: Hyaena hyaena (striped hyena)
Lineage: Eukaryota; Metazoa; Chordata; Mammalia; Carnivora; Hyaenidae
Gene: ROR2
Product: receptor tyrosine kinase like orphan receptor 2
Exons: 8
Biological process (GO): protein phosphorylation; cell surface receptor protein tyrosine kinase signaling pathway; positive regulation of kinase activity
Cellular component (GO): signaling receptor complex
Molecular function (GO): protein binding; transmembrane receptor protein tyrosine kinase activity; ATP binding
Source: RefSeq, a predicted model, not a curated record
UGUGCUGUGCUCUUUCAUCCAGGGGAAGUGGAGGCCGCCGACCCGAAUGACCCUCUGGGAGAGCUGGAUGGACAGGACGGCCCUAUUCCGACUCUGAAAGGCUACUUCCUGAAUUUUCUGGAGCCGGUGAACAACAUCACCGUAGUGCAGGGCCAGACGGCCAUCCUGCACUGCAAGGUGGCUGGAAACCCGCCCCCCACCGUGCGGUGGCUGAAGAACGAUGCCCCAGUCGUGCAGGAGCCGCGGCGCGUCAUCAUCCGCAAGACGGAGUACGGUUCUCGGCUGCGAAUCCAAGACCUGGACACGACCGACACGGGCUACUACCAGUGCGUGGCCACCAACAGCGUGAAGACCAUCACCGCCACCGGCGUCCUGUUUGUGCGGCUCGGUCCAACACACAGCCCAAAUCAUAACUUUCAAGAUGACUACCAUGAGGACGGAUUCUGCCAGCCUUACCGAGGGAUCGCCUGUGCGCGCUUCAUCGGGAACCGGACCAUUUAUGUGGACUCCCUCCAGAUGCAGGGAGAGAUCGAAAAUCGAAUCACAGCGGCCUUCACCAUGAUCGGCACCUCCACGCACCUGUCGGACCAGUGCUCGCAGUUCGCCAUCCCCUCCUUCUGCCACUUCGUGUUCCCGCUGUGCGACGCGCGCUCCCGGGCGCCCAAGCCGCGCGAGCUGUGCCGCGACGAGUGCGAGGUGCUGGAGAGCGACCUGUGCCGCCAGGAGUACAGCAUCGCGCGCUCCAACCCGCUCAUCCUCAUGCGGCUGCAGCUGCCGCGCUGCGACGCGCUGCCCCUGCCCGAGAGCCCCGACGCCGCCAACUGCAUGCGCAUCGGCAUCCCGGCCGAGCGGCUGGGCCGCUACCAGCAGUGCUACAACGGCUCCGGCACAGAUUACCGGGGCACCGCCAGCACCACCAAGUCAGGGCACCACUGCCAGCCGUGGGCCCUGCAGCUCCCGCACAGCCACCACCUGAGCAGCGCCGACUUCCCCGAGCUCGGAGGGGGCCACGCGUACUGCCGGAACCCGGGGGGCCAGAUGGAGGGCCCUUGGUGCUUCACGCAGAAUAAAAACGUACGCAUGGAACUGUGUGACGUACCCCCUUGUAGCCCCCAGGACAGCAGCAGGAUGGGAAUUCUGUACAUCUUGGUUCCGAGCAUCGCGAUUCCCCUGGUCAUCGCGUGCCUAUUCUUCCUGGUCUGCAUGUGCCGGAAUAAGCAGAAGUCCUCUGGGUCCACCCCGCAGCGGCGGCAGCUGAUGGCGUCACCCAGCCAGGACGUGGAGAUACCCCUCAUCAGCCAGCACAAGCAGGCCAAGCUCAAGGAGAUCAGCUUGUCCUCAGUGAGGUUCAUGGAGGAGCUCGGGGAGGAUCGCUUCGGGAAGGUCUACAAAGGCCACCUGUUCGGCCCGGCGCCAGGGGAGCAGAGCCAGGCCGUGGCCAUCAAGACGCUGAAGGACAAGGCGGAGGGGCCCCUCCGGGAGGAGUUCCGGCAUGAGGCCAUGCUUCGGGCGCGGCUGCAGCACCCCAACGUCGUGUGCCUGCUGGGCGUGGUGACCAGGGACCAGCCCCUGAGCAUGGUCUUCAGCUACUGCUCGCACGGGGACCUCCACGAAUUCCUGGUCAUGCGCUCGCCGCACUCGGACGUGGGCAGCACCGACGACGACCGCACGGUGAAGUCCGCGCUGGAGCCGCCCGACUUCGUGCACGUGGCGGCGCAGAUCGCGUCGGGCAUGGAGUACCUGUCCAGCCACCACGUGGUGCACAAGGACCUGGCCACCCGCAACGUCCUCGUGUACGACAAGCUCAACGUGAAGAUCUCGGACCUGGGGCUGUUCCGGGAGGUGUACUCGGCCGACUACUACAAGCUGAUGGGCAGCGCGCUCCUGCCCAUACGCUGGAUGUCCCCCGAGGCCAUCGUGUACGGCAAGUUCUCCGUGGACUCGGACAUCUGGUCGUACGGCGUGGUGCUGUGGGAGGUCUUCAGCUACGGCCUGCAGCCGUACUGCGGCCACGCGAACCAGGACGUGGUGGAGAUGGUGCGCAGCCGCCAGGUGCUGCCCUGCCCCGACGACUGCCCGGCCUGGGUGUACGCCCUGAUGCUCGAGUGCUGGAACGAGUUCCCCAGCCGGCGGCCCCGCUUCAAGGACAUCCACGGCCGGCUCCGGGCCUGGGGCAACCUGUCCACCUACAACAGCUCGGCGCAGACCUCGGGGGCCAGCAACGCCACGCAGACCAGCUCCCUGAGCACCAGCCCGGUCAGCAACGUCAGCAACGCCCGCUACGGGGGCCCCAAGCCCAAGGCCCAGCCCUUCCCGCAGCCCCCAUUCAUGCCCAUGAAGGGCCAGAUCCGGCCCAUGGUGCCCCCUCCCCAGCUCUACAUCCCCGUCAAUGGGUACCAGCCGGUGCCGGCCUACGGGGCCUACCUGCCCAACUUCUACCCGGUCCAGAUCCCGAUGCAGAUGGCCCCGCAGCAGGUGCCCGCCCCGGCGGUCCCCAAGCCCGGCUCCCACCACAGCGGCAGCGGCUCCACCAGCACGGGCUACGUCACCACGGCGCCCUCCAACACGUCCGUGGCGGACCGGGCAGCCCUGCUCUCCGAGGCCACCGAGGACGCACCGCACGCCCCAGAGGACACGGCCCAGAGCCCUGUGCAGCAGGCCGAGGAGGACGGCUCCGUCCCGGAGACCGAGCUGCUGGGGGACAAUGACACCCUGCAGAUGGACGAGGCCGAGGUCCAGCUGGAGGCCUGAGGGGCACGCGGGGCGGCUUGGGCACCCCCUUCCCCGCCCCCCCCGCCCCCGCUGGUUUGCGCUGUCCCCGAGCGAAGUCUCCUCCGCUGUCCUCGUGAGCACAGACAGAGCUGCCGUUGUGGCCACUCGUGCGUGGACGGUCUCCGUGCUGGCGCCGGCAGGGGGCCCGGGAAGAUGCGUGGCGCCCACCUGCACGGUCUGCAUCCCCUGAGGUUAGACCACAGCGCGCACUGCCCGGCUUUGCAGGAAGGAGGCUUCCACGCCAGCAUGUGGAUUGAACGUGGUGAAUCUUCUGGAAUAUGGGCCCGCAGGGGCAGUGAGGUGCAACCUUGGGCUUUGAGAUUCCCGGCGGCCAGCCUGUGCGAGAUCGGAGGAGGCCUGCGUUCCCCCCGCCGCCCCCUGCCCGUGACUGUCUCCCUCCAGCCGCCCGCCAGGACCCUGCUGCCCGCCAUGGUCCCCCGAGCCCGGGCUUCCGCAGUGCAAGUUCUGUGUGCCUUAAAUGAAAAUGUGCCUUAAAAAAAAAAACAACCGAUGUGAUUUUGUAUUUUUGUGACGUGGUUUGAAUUACCCUGCAUGUGUAUUUUGCCCACUUGUCUGGAAAGUGUUUCUGGGGUUUGGAAACGUUAGGAGCAACGUUGUACAGAGCACAGUAUUGUUAUUUUGUUCCUUUAGAAUCAUGUACAGACCUUAAAAAUGUAAUUUAUGUGGUUUUCCUAUGCCACUCCCAGUGAAGUAUUGUGAGCUUUAGUAAUUUAACUGUUUACGUUACCCGCUGUGGAAUGCCACCUGGUUUUCCCGUUUGUUUGUUUGUUUGCUCGUGUUCCUGCGAGAUGGAGGCGAGGUCCGUUCAUUUCAGCGCCGCCGGGAGAGAAGGCUCACGGCUCCCCGCGCCGCCCGCACGCCCACAGCUCCCACUUGUAACUCCCGUACCUGGCGUAUCCAAU